CUUCUAUAUAUACUACAUUAUCUCCUUGAUCACCCACGAAAAAUCCAAACCAGCAGAGCAGAAAGAAAUUAAGAUUUUGAGAGACAUAGAGAACCAUGAGUCCCCAUGCAGGUGCAACAAGCAACUCCAGUAGCAGUGCAUGUGGUGUAUAUGGCAGCGGAUUCGAGCACUGGAAGUCUCCAGCCCCUUAUCUUUUUGGAGGGCUAGCUGUGAUAUUAGGACUCCUGGGCAUGGCGUUGCUUAUACUAGUUUGCUAUUGCGAAAUAUCAGCACCCAAUUCAGCUGGUUCUGAUGAUGUUGAGGCUCGACAAAAAUCUCAUCAUCUCAGGAUGCAGCCUUUGGAGAUGGAGCCGAAGAUUGUUGUGAUUAUGGCUGGUGAUGAUAAUCCUACUUACUUGGCCAACCCCGUGGCUUGCAUCUGCCGAUCUCAUCAACAACUGUAACUUCUAUAUAUAUAUGAGCACAUAAUUUCUUUUUAAAUUAUGUACAACUUUUUAUAAAAAAUUUAUUCAAUUUUUUUUAAAUAAAUUAUGCGAAAUGAAAAGAUAUAAACAAAUGGAAUCAAUUCCUAUUUCCAUUAUGUAGCUCUAAAUUUGAGAUUACUAAGAGC
This is a messenger RNA of Manihot esculenta (cassava), 610 nucleotides long. Its product is annotated as protein GLUTAMINE DUMPER 4. The coding region runs from base 96 to 443 and encodes 115 amino acids. The record is from RefSeq and is a predicted model, not a curated record. NCBI's taxonomy places the organism in Eukaryota, Viridiplantae, Streptophyta, Magnoliopsida, Malpighiales, Euphorbiaceae. The transcript has a single exon. Gene Ontology annotation, biological process: regulation of amino acid export.